This is a messenger RNA of Pelodiscus sinensis (Chinese soft-shelled turtle), 3692 nucleotides long. Lineage: Eukaryota; Metazoa; Chordata; Testudines; Trionychidae. The record is from RefSeq and is a predicted model, not a curated record.
AUUCUUUCUAGCAGCUAGUGACAUCUGAUUGUAAACUGCUUUGAAAAUGCUUUUCUUAGGUUAAACAAGAGAAUAAUGAAGUUAGUUAUGAGGAUGGAUAGAAAAGACUGUGACUCCACCCUUUUGGCUGAAUCCCUAAACAACCCUUUUAUUGUGAUGUAUUUGACAUUGAACUUAUACCACGCUUGAUUUCACUCAUUAUUUUUCUAGUUUAGCUUCAAGCUAGAGAAGUCUUAUCUGCAAAGUUGAAAGAAAGGAAAAGCACAGUGAUCCUGUGUGGUUUUUUGUGACAGACGGAUGCUGAGCCUCUAACUCCACGGUUCCAGAUUAUUGAAUCUGAACUAGAAAUACUACUUUACUAGGUUUGCUGGGAUGGGUAAUCUUCUUAAGGUCCUUACCAGGGAAAUUGAAAACUAUCCACAUUUUUUCCUGGAUUUUGAAAAUGCACAGCCAACAGAUGGAGAAAAGGAGGUAUGGAAUCAGAUCAAUGCAGUCUUACAGGAUUCUGAAAGCUUGCUUGCCGAUCUUCAGGCUUACAAAGGAGCUGGACAAGAAAUAAGAGAUGCAAUACAAAACCCAAAUGAUAUCCAACUUCAAGAAAAAGCUUGGAAUUCAGUGUGUCCUCUGGUUCUGAGGCUGAAGCAGUUUUAUGAGUUUUCAAUUAGGCUAGAGAAAGCACUACAGAGCUUACUGGAAUCAUUGACCUGUCCACCCUAUACUCCAACUCAACACCUAGAACGAGAACAGGCUCUAGCCAAGGAGUUUGCAGAAAUCUUGCAUUUUACUCUCCGCUUUGAUGAGCUUAAGAUGAGAAACCCAGCCAUUCAAAAUGAUUUCAGUUACUACAGACGGACAAUAAAUCGCAACAGAAUAAACAAUAUGCAUAUAGACAUUGAGAAUGAGGUAAAUAAUGAAAUGGCCAACAGAAUGUCUCUGUUUUAUGCAGAAGCCACGCCAAUGCUAAAAACUCUCAGCAAUGCCACAACAUGCUUUGUAUCAGAAAACAAAACCCUUCCGAUUGAGAAUACAACAGACUGUUUAAGUACUAUGGCCAGUAUAUGUAAAGUCAUGUUGGAAACACCAGAAUACAGAAGUCGGUUCACCAGUGAAAAGACUCUUAUGUUCUGCAUGAGAGUAAUGGUGGGCGUUAUUAUUCUCUAUGAUCAUGUUCAUCCUGUGGGAGCUUUUUCAAAAACAUCAAAGAUUGAUAUGAAGGGUUGCAUAAAAGUGUUAAAGGAACAGCCUCCGGAUACAGUAGAAGGCCUUCUGAAUGCUCUCAGGUUCACUACAAAACAUCUGAAUGAUGAAUCUACUUCCAAGCAAAUUCGAGCUAUGCUUCAAUAGUUUCUUCUGAGACAAGUGAACUUGUGUAUUGAUCACAGAAGAUGUGUAUGUUUACAUAAUUUAAUACAGAUUGAUGUUAAUACUUGUAUGUUCUUCAUGUCACUGAAAUCUAUUAAUCUUAUUCAUUACAUGACUGAUUUUAUAUAGCACAAUCUCUAUUUACGCAUCAGCCUUAUCUUUUGACAUUUUACUUCAGCUACAUGCUAUAAUAGUCUGCUGUUUGUAUUUUAUCCAUAUAUGCUGCCUCUUUUACAAAAAUAAGCAGCAGUAAGGACAAAAUGAAGGUCAAAUAGACUAAACCAUAGGUGUGCAACCUUGAAGGAGAAAUUUUAAUAUGAAUUAAAAUAAGAGAUAUUGUCUAUUCAUUUUUACUGGGCCAUUUAAAACUAAAUUUCCAACUACAAAAGUUUUCCAUUUUUUUUUCUGGAGUGAAAGUCAUUUGACUGUUCAGUACCAUUGCAUGAGACCUAACAUAUUUUAUCAGUUACUGCUGAUUCUGGCCUGGCAGAUGACAACCAACAGAUUAUCUUGCCACAGAAGACAUUUUGUCUCUUUGGUUUAUUACGUCAACCUUGUCAUUCCACAGUGGAGAAAUUAAUAUGCUGUUUCAGGUUCAAUAUAUUUUCUUGUAAAAUGCAGUUGAAUACUGUCCUUCGAAUCCAGCAAGUUUGAUUAAUGAAACCUAAUGCCUGAAGCUUGGAGAAUAAUAGAGAAAUACUAACGUUCGUUAGAAAAUGUUUGGUCGUGUAGCUAUGACAAUGAACUACCCUAACAGGGAGACAAUUUAUACCAAUUAAAGAAUUAUUUUGCCAAUAUAGCUUAUGUGAGUUUCCCCAAAUAGAUUCUGAGGGUCUGUCUACACUGAAAAAAAAACAACCCACCUGCAUCUGGCCCACAUCAGCUAACAGUCUUAAAGCACAUGAGCUGCAGGCUGUAACAUUGCACUGUAAAUGUUGGGUCCUGACCUGGAGUCCAGGACCAUGUCCUCUCAACAGGUCCCAAACCCUGGGUUCUAACCCAAGCCCAAAUGCCUGCACUGCAAUUUUCUAGUCCCAAUCCCUGCAACGUGGGCCGGAUGCAUGUCUCUUGUUGUAGUAUAGACAUACCUUAAAUGGGCCAAAAGCAUUUUUGUUAGUAUAACUGUACUGGAGCUUUAUACUCGUAUAAAAAUAUUGUUAAGACUCUUACCCCUAACUGACAUCACAGCAAGUUUCUAGCGCAGACCUGGUGUCAGUAGAUCGGGAAUCAUACAAAGGAGAGUUUGACUGUUUGAAAGUUAGGCUAUUUGUGAACUCGUUUACAGUCAUACUCCUAUAUAGUAUUUUUUAUCAACUAAAAACGUGAAAACUGAGACUUUCAGUUGCUUACUUAGCCCGUGUUUUCACACAUUUGAUACUUUCAAGAAGUUGAGUUGUUCCUGUUGAAGGAUUAGAGGUCUUUUGCCAAAACCAGCAAAAUACUCUUCUGAAUGUCUGAGUGACUUGCAGCAGCUGUGAAUUUUCUAGUGAAGAGGAUCACAUUUUCAAAAAUGUGCACUAAAUUUUUCAUGCUUGGCUUACAUGUUUUCAUGUAAACUCUAAGGCAUGUGCAUAAAUCCUGACUUAUGUAUCUGUAUACAUUUGCAGUAACUGGAGUUUUCAUGAAUGUACUUCAGAAAAUGUCUCUCUUAAAUGUUUUGGAGGUGUAUUGCUAUGUACUAGAAACUGUACUGCACUGCUACAAAGCUAUUUAUCAAUGUUGAUUCCUAGGCAGUAUUUAGUUUGUAAAUUCCCUCGGGUAGGGAUUGCCUUCUGUUUUAUAUUUGCACAGUACUUAUUACUCUGAGGCCUCAAUUCUGAUUGAGGCCUCUAGAAACUAAUGUAAUACAGAUAAUAAUGCUUAUGACUGUAAUAUAUUACUGCUGCUGCUGAGUACUCAAAUGUCAUCAGAAACAGAAUAGAUUGGUUUGGUUUGGUUUUUCCCAGACCUAAUAAUGUCCCUAAUGUAUUUAAGACGUAUUACUGUUUAAUAUAGGGAUAUUUACCAAUGUACUUGGGGGGAGGAGGGGAGUACUUUCACCAUUGUCAGCUAAAUGGACUGCAGAUCUUGCAGUGGUCCUGGUGGAUUUUUUUAUUUGCUAAAUCUGCUAAAGUUAAUACUUGUCUAUCUGUAAUUAUAACUGUUAAACAUUAAAAUAUUUUAAGAGCCAAAAGAGUAGGGCCGUGUAGUAAAGAAAAUCGUAAUCCUAAAAGCAGUCUUAAAGUCGUGAUGUGCUGUUUGCAAAUGUCAAUGCAUUUCUUUGCCUGGUGUGACAGGGCUUUUUGUACAGAAGUUUGUUUGAAGUAAUAAAAAGUUUGGUACAUUCACAA